Molecule: messenger RNA, 1447 nt
Organism: Lotus japonicus
Lineage: Eukaryota; Viridiplantae; Streptophyta; Magnoliopsida; Fabales; Fabaceae
Product: F-box/kelch-repeat protein At3g23880-like
Exons: 1
Coding region: 158-1243 (361 amino acids)
Molecular function (GO): protein binding
Source: RefSeq, a predicted model, not a curated record
UAUAAAAGGAUUUAUGUAGAAAACAAUAAGAUUUGCAAAACAAAAAGAUUAUCUUAAAAUUUUAGGAUUAUUUAUGCAUUGCACUGGAUUAAUUCCUUGCUAUUUAAUAUCCUUUAAAAUUCUAAAACCUAACCUAUAGCAUCGCUGCUGCAACAACAUGGAACCGCCACAGUUUCUCCCUGAAGAACUCCGGCUAGAAAUCUUGUCAUGGCUUCCGGUGAAAUCUCUGGUGCGAUUCAGGUGUGUGUCUAAGUCAUGGAAGUCUAUCAUCUCCGAUUCUCAAUUCAUCAAACUCCACCUUCAUCGAUCAUCUUCUACAACAAGAAACACAGAUUUCGCCUACCUCCAAUCACUGAUAACUUCGCCACGGAAAAGCCGUUCAGCCUCCACUAUAGCAAUCCCCGAUGACUACGACUUCUGUGGAACCUGCAACGGGUUGGUUUGUUUGCAUUCAUCCAAAUACGACCGUAAAGAUAAAUACACCUCUCAUGUCCGUUUAUGGAACCCAGCUAUGAGGUCAAUGUCUCAACGUUCGCCACCUCUAUAUUUGCCCAUCGUCUACGACAGCUAUUUUGGGUUUGAUUAUGAUUCUUCAACUGACACCUACAAGGUGGUGGCAGUGGCAGUGGCGCUCUCUUGGGACACAUUGGAGACAAUGGUGAAUGUUUACAACAUAGGCGAUGAUACUUGUUGGAGAACAAUUCCAGUUUCCCAUCUUCCCUCUAUGUAUCUUAAAGAUGAUGAUGCAGUUUAUGUGAAUAACACUCUUAAUCGGUUAGCAAUUCUACCAAAUGUUGAAGAUCGUGACCGGUGCACAAUUUUGUCAUUUGAUUUUGGGAAAGAAAGUUGUGCACAACUACCAUUGCCUUAUUGUCCUCAAAGUAGAUAUGACUUCUACCGCACUUGGCCAACUCUUGGGGUUUUGAGAGAUUGCUUAUGUAUUUGUCAAAAAGACAAGAAUAUGCAUUUUGUGGUUUGGCAAAUGAAAGAAUUUGGACUGUACAAGUCUUGGACUCUCUUGUUUAACAUUGCUGGCUAUGCAUAUGAUAUUCCCUGUCGCUUUUUUGCAAUGUACAUGUCUGAGAAUGGCGAUGCCUUGUUGUUGUCAAAAUUGGCUGUGUCCCAACCCCAAGCGGUUCUCUAUACCCAGAAAGACAAUAAAUUAGAAGUCACAGAUGUUGCUAACUACAUCUUUAAUUGCUAUGCCAUGAAUUACAUUGAAAGUUUGGUUCCACCUUGUUGAAAAUAAGUUAGUUAUCACCAUUAGACCACUUUCUUCUUAAAUCAUGUACUUUCUUCUUAAAUCAUGUAUCGUUUUCAAAUCUUCAUUGGGAGAGAUAAAUACUGCUCAAUAGACUAUCUAAGUGCUUUUAGUGGUGCAUUAUGGGUUUAUGACUAAUUAGCAUCUUAGCCUGUGUGCACUGCACGGUAAAAAUAAUAUAGACCA